Nicotiana attenuata is the source of this 1936-nucleotide messenger RNA. RefSeq names its product protein N-lysine methyltransferase METTL21A. The record is from RefSeq and is a predicted model, not a curated record. The transcript has 11 exons. Lineage: Eukaryota; Viridiplantae; Streptophyta; Magnoliopsida; Solanales; Solanaceae. The coding region runs from base 236 to 1168 and encodes 310 amino acids.
CCAUCUUAAAAAUUACUUACUCCAUUGAAAAUUUUACAGGAAAAAAGGAAGUAAAAGGUACAACCACAGCAAACGCAAAGUACAACUGAGAUAGUAAAGGAGAAGCAGGCAUUGAAACUUAGAAAAGGAACCCCAUAUUUAGGACACCUCCCGGCGGCGAAUUGGAAGAGAAAUCGCAUAAUCUGAUCAGAAAUAUAGAUUUCGCCGUGUUGUUCAACUCAGUGCAUUGUUCUCAAUGGAGCAAGAUAGGUUAAAUUCUCCACACACUUCUGCAAUUUGCCUUGAAGUUCUUGGCCAUCAACUUCAGUUUUGCCAGGAUCCUAAUUCGAAGCAUUUAGGCACUACAGUUUGGGAUGCAUCAAUGGUUUUAGUAAAAUUUCUGGAAAAAAACUGUCGAAAGGGGAGGUUUUCUCCAUCUAAACUGAGAGGAAAGCGUGUAAUUGAACUUGGAGCAGGUUGCGGUGUUGCAGGAUUUGGCAUGGCACUGCUUGGAUGUGAUGUUGUUUCAACUGACCAAACCGAGGUUUUGCCAUUGCUGAUGAGAAACGUAGAGCGUAAUACUUCCAGGAUAAUGCAGACAGGCUCAGACUCAUUUGGUUCCAUAGAGGCUGCAGAGUUGGACUGGGGUAAUGAGAAUCAUAUAAAGGCUGUUGAACCUCCAUUCGACUAUAUCAUUGGGACUGAUGUUGUUUAUGCAGAGCAUCUGUUGGAACCACUUUUGCAGACAAUAAUUGCACUGUCUGGACCGAAGACAACAAUUUUGUUGGGUCAUGAAAUCCGAUCGACAAGUGUCCAUGAAAAGAUGCUUGAGAUAUGGAAGAGUAAUUUUGAGGUCAAAACUGUUCCAAAAGCAAAGAUGCAUAGUACUUAUCAACACCCAAGCAUCCAGUUAUACAUAAUGGGCUUUAAGCCACAAGGAAAUACCUCGGAAAUUGUUAAAGAGAUGGCUCAGCAGCAGACAGAAGAGGUUGGGGAAAGAGAAUCUAUGCAUGGAUCAGAGGAAGAUAAUAGUAAAUAUGGGUUUAAUCAAGAUGAUGCAACUGACAAUGAGGGCAAGGUAGACAAAAACCUGGUUUUGGAUCUAGAGAACAGAAAUCUUAAUGAUUGGGAAGCUAGAAGAUGUGGUGCGAUGGCUGCGAGGCUUCUUCGUGAUGUCAAGAUAACAUAAAUUAUAGAGAAUCAGUACUUCUCCGAAUCAGCAAGUGUUUGGAAACUCCAAAACCAAAAGAAUGACUGACAAUUUUAAUAAAAAGGAAAGAGAAGAAAUGUUAUGAUCUUUGUCUGUGCAUCCAUAAACUCGUCCGAUUCUUUUAUCUCCAUUCUUUUUGCUGCAAGGAAAAAUGAAGAUUUUCUACAACACAAUUCCGACGUGCUAUCAGAUUCAGGAAAAUGAUUGACGAAUAUUUUCCAAGAUUUGGUUUUCCAUGGGAAACUUUUUUCAAGCAUCUGUUGUGUCUUUUCUCUUGCUAAAAGUAAAAGCUAUUUGUUGGCAGCUCCUAAAAUGGCAAUACCAAAGCCAACACUGUUGCACGCUGCGCUACGAGUCAAGGACAUUGAGGCAAGAUUGUCUUUUCGCCAGAAGAAGUUCUAGUCUUUGAAGUGCCCUCUUAUGGUCCACGUUCAAGUGAAAAAUACAUCAAAAGAAGCAAGUAUGAUGCUUCCACAAAGCUGGACAUGUAAGCUUUUUGGCAGCAUACCUGUUGCAGCAAGGUGUAAGUGCAGUAGAUGCAAUUUACUAGAGCAUGUUAGACCUCAGUUUUCCAACUUGUUUGGGUUUUUGAAGAUGUGUCAAGAAAGAUGAUUUCUCAAUUUUAUGAUUUUUAUGUUCAGUUUAGAUGUGGAAUUUUUACUAAUUUAACAAGACCAAUGAUGCUUCAGUUAUUCAAGGCUGACUAUCCACUCCAUGCAUGAGUCAAGAAACACCAAAUUUUCUGUU